AUUACACACUCCUCCAAGCCUUGCUGCUGGGUGUAUUACGGUAUUAACAGUGUUGCCUUGUAUGGAUGAGAGUUUCCCAGCUCCAGCUCGUUGUCUGUGUGUUUCGCACUGUGAUGUGUUCUUGUUUUGGGACCACAAUUAAAUAGCCAGCUAGCGGGGUGUCACCAAACUGGGAACUGCCCUGGUGCAUGUCCGUGCUAAGGCUCUCCGAGGCGAGGGAACUCCAAACUCCGAAAAUUGCGACAAUCGUGGACUCGCCGCUGAACGCAACUCAAGCAAACUGCUGUAUCUGACCAGCUGGGAAACAUGGCUGCCAAACCACAACCUCCUCUGGUGAAGAAGCACAGUCAAACCGACCUGGUGAGCCGGCUAAAGACCAGGAAGAUCCUUGGUGUCGGUGGAAAGGACGAUGAUGGAGAAGUUCAUCGGUCAAAGAUUAGCCAAGUGCUGGGAAAUGAAAUGAAAUUCACCAUGCGAGAGCCUUUGGGUCUCAGGAUAUGGCAAGUGGUGUCAGCUAUCAUGUUCAGUGUUGUUGCCAUAAUGGCUCUCAUCUUUCCUGAUCGUCUAUAUGAAGUUGUCUUUGAUGAAGACGGGACCAGCACUAAAAUGUCAGUGAGACUGUAUGGCGGGGCCCUUCUCAGUAUUUCCCUGAUCAUGUGGCAUGCUUUAUACACGGUCGAGAAGCUGAUCAUUCGGUGGACGCUCCUCACAGAGGCCUGUUAUUUCACAGUGCAGUUUAUAGUUACAACCGUCCCGCUGUUUGAAAAGGGAACACUACCCCAGGGAGCGACUCUACUGCAAUUGAGCCGAGGUCUCUUCAUCCUCAUCAGUGUCUAUUUCUAUUACCAAGUUGGCCGAAAGCCCAGAAAGAUAUGAGGAGUUUGCUGGGCCAAGCUAUUCUAUGCGAUGGGAUUGAGCUGCUCGGUGGAUGGCUGCAAGGCAAGAGACUAGGAAUGACUGACUGUCCUCCCAAAAUGUAUUUCAUAUUCCACAUUACCUUUUCCUGUUUCUCGGUCGGACUUUAGCCUUUCCAGAUUUGUUGUAUUCUGAAGAUUUUGUUGUAUCCUGUCCCUGUGCAUGUGCAGCAGCAGCGUGACAAUAUUGGAUUCAUUACCUCAAGAAUAACUAAUAAAAGAGUUUUGCGA
This is a messenger RNA of Rhincodon typus (whale shark), 1145 nucleotides long. RefSeq names its product tumor protein p53 inducible protein 11b (gene tp53i11b). The transcript has 7 exons. The record is from RefSeq and is a predicted model, not a curated record. Bases 307 to 876 code for a protein of 189 amino acids. NCBI's taxonomy places the organism in Eukaryota, Metazoa, Chordata, Chondrichthyes, Orectolobiformes, Rhincodontidae.